Molecule: messenger RNA, 2556 nt
Organism: Coregonus sp. 'balchen'
Lineage: Eukaryota; Metazoa; Chordata; Actinopteri; Salmoniformes; Salmonidae
Source: the annotation of a GenBank genome assembly
GUCAGAACGGUGGCAAGGACAGUUCAAGUUUGGAGCUUCCUUCUCUACUAACCGUGCUGUCUGGGGGAAUCUAGGUAUGUAUCCGUUUCCUUUACAGUGUUUCUUGUUGUUGUUGUUGUUGUUGUUGUUGUCUAUAGGAUUGUGUAUUCAUUAAUGAUGUGUCAAAGUUGACGUAUUUUGGGUUUCUGUUACAGAACUAUGCCUUUGUUUAACUUCUCUAUCCUGUUCUCCCCCUUCCUUCCUUUAUCUUCUCUCUCUUCUCUCUCUCUCUCUCUCUCUCUCUCUCUCUAUCUCUCUCUCUCUCUCUCUCUCUCUCUCUCUCUCUCUCUCUCUCUCUCUCUCUCUCUCUCUCUCUCUCUCUCUCUCACCUCCCUCUAUCUCUCUCCCCCUGAACUCCCCCCCAGACUCCCUGCUAUGGAGGCAGUAGGUAAGUAUGACUUUACUGCCACUGCUGACGACGAGCUGAGCUUCAGGAAGGGAGACAACAUAAAGGUAAAGAGGACAGCAAUCCCCUUCUACACUAGUAGUGUACACUAGCAAGGGCACAUACUGUAGUAAACAUAAGUAGACAACACUUAUGUCGGAAUAAAUACUCCAUACAACACUGUCUUGCAAACCCAUUGUUAGUUGAUAGGCGCUAACAUGUUGGUCGCAGGCCUUUGUUAUCGCAUACAGUAAGCUAUGUUGUGAGACAGUGAGUAAAUUGGAAAGCAUGGAUAAGUCAUACAGUAUUCACAGCAUUUCCUGUUUGCACUCUGUGACUUAUUACGUUUACAUUUUAGUCAUUUAGCAGACGCUCUCAUCCAGAGCGACUUACAGUUAGUGAGUGCAUAAUUGUUUUUUUUUGUUCAUACUGGUCCCCAUGUGGGAAACAAACCCACAACAAACCCACAGCCAUGCUCUACCAACUGAGCUACAUGGGACUAUAUAUAUACACAUUCUGUGUGUGUGUGUGUGUGUGUGUGUGUGUGUGUCCCACUCCUCUGUUCUCUGUAGAUCUUGGGCCCCGAUGAUGACUGGUUGAAGGCUGAGCUACAUGGAAAGGAGGGAUUCAUACCACGGAACUACAUCAACAUACACCUGCCCAGGUCCUACUUAUUACCCAAGACAAUCAAGCAGUAGUGUGUGUCUGUGUGUGUCGGCUAUGUGAUGUCUGUGUGUAAGCAGGUGUGAACAAUAUCCUAUGUUAUGAAAAGUACUAAAUACUAUUUUGUUUACUGCUCUCCCUCUCCCCCCUUCUCACCCACUCUCUCUCUCCCCCUCUCUCCUCCCUCCCCCUCUCCCCCAUCUCUAGUUGGUACCAGGAGAGUGCUAGUCGAGGUGAGGCCCAGGAGUCUCUCAUGGCCCAGCCUAUAGGAUCCUUUCUGAUCAGGGGCAGCGAGAGCUCCCCAGGAGAUUUCUCCAUAUCCGUUAGGUCAGUGUGUGUGUGUCUUUACAUUAAAAAGUUAGAUGAAUGUACACGACAACAUCAUUGGCCACAUAUUCGCCUCAUAUUUGCACCAUAUCACUAUACCUAUCUACCUCUCCUCUCCUCUCCCAGACACGAGGCAGACGUGCAGCACUUCAAGGUGAUGAGAGACAGCAGAGGGCAGUAUUACCUCUGGGCUGAGAAGUUCAGCUCCCUCAACGAGUUGGUGGACUAUUACAAGAACAACUCUGUCUCUAAACACAGCCGCGUCUAUCUGCUGGACACAGUAACACAGGUACUGGUUAUAAGUAGUUAUAAAGGGUUUAUAAGGGUUUAUGAAGGGCUUAUACCUAGUUAAUAAAGGAGCUGGUGGAGUACUAUAUGAAGAACUCUGUCUCUAAACACAGCCGCAUCAAUCUGCUGGACACAGGAACACAGGUAGGAGUAUAACUAUGGAGGAUCCCUAUUCAGUAAAUGAUGGUAUAGUCUAAUUCAAGCUUGAUUAGGAUAAAUAGCUAAAACUGUUAAUUAUCGGUUUAUCGAAUCUGGAAAAAAAUGUUAUAACAGUGCUCUCUCUCUCAUUUCACUUUUCUUCCUAGGAGAGGGGAUUCAGCCAGACCAGGCCAUCAGUCCCAUCCUCUCAGCCCCAGUUUCACCAGCCCCAGCCCCGCGCACCCCAGCCUCACCAACCCCUGCCCCGCGCACCCCAGCCUCACCAACCCCUGCCCCGCACACCCCAGCCUCACCAACCCCUGCCCCGCACACCCCAGCCUCACCAACCCCUGCCCCGCGCUCCCCAGCCUCACCAACCCCUGCCCCGCACACCUGACCCUAUACCCCCACCACAGGUAGUAUACGCUCAACAACUAAAUCCCUCCUCUGUGUGUGUGUGUACAUGUAUGUGCCUCCAUGCAUGUGUUUGUAUGUCUAGAAUCUAGCUAUGUGUCUAAUCAACCCCUGUGUGUGUACCUGUGUUCCAGCGUGCGGCCGUGACCACGGGGGGCGGUGGUCUGAUGCAGGUGAGAGCUCAGUAUGACUUCAACGCCGAGGAGAAGGACGAGCUGAGCUUGAAGGCCGGUGACAUCAUCGAGGUGCUAGAGUGUUCCGACAUGUCAUGGUGGAAAGGAAGACUGAGGGGACGAACGGGA